Messenger RNA from Lathyrus oleraceus (garden pea), 2428 nucleotides. RefSeq names its product lysM domain receptor-like kinase 3. The transcript has 13 exons. Gene Ontology annotation, biological process: protein phosphorylation; innate immune response. Lineage: Eukaryota; Viridiplantae; Streptophyta; Magnoliopsida; Fabales; Fabaceae. Bases 264 to 2141 code for a protein of 625 amino acids. The record is from RefSeq and is a predicted model, not a curated record. Gene Ontology annotation, molecular function: ATP binding; transmembrane receptor protein kinase activity.
AAAACAAAAAACAAAAACUGCAGACUUGUUCAAACAUAGAACAAGGCAAACCCAAACCCAUUACAAAAACAUCUUUGAAGCCAACUUUGAAAAUUCACUUGAAUUGUAAUAAAUUUUCAUUCACCAGGUCAACUGAACUCAACUUCACAACUCAUCAAACUUCCACAGCAAUGAUAACUAUACAAACUUUCCAGCUCUUUUGCCAAUAAUUUCCCAAUCAUCAAACUCAAACCCAAUUCCUCAUCUCCCAAAAUCCUCAUUCAAUGAAACAACAACACAGAUUCACCUUCUUCAUCUUCUUCCUAGCAGCUUCAAUCCCAUCCACAACUGAAUCCAAAUGCACCAAAGGUUGUUCAUUAGCCUUAGCCAACUUCUACCUAGCAAGUGGCACCAACCUCACUUAUGUUGCAGGUAUCUUGAAAUCCCCAAUUCUCACCAAACCAGAAGACAUAGUUGAUUACAACAGAGACACCGUCCCUAACAAAGACAUAAUUCUUGGCGGCGAAAGACUCAACAUUCCGUUCCCGUGUGAUUGCAUCAACGGCGACUUUCUUGCUCAUAAUUUUAGUUACGAUGUUCAAACCGGUGACACGUAUGCUUCUGUUGCUGGAUCCAACUAUGCUAAUUUAACCAAUGUUCAAUGGUUGAGAAACUUCAAUACUUAUCCGCCGAAUAGUAUUCCUGAUACUGGAACGUUGAAUGUUAUGAUUAAUUGUUCUUGUGGAGAUAGAGAGAUUGCGGAUUAUGGCUUGUUUGUUACUUAUCCUCUUAGGCCUGGUGAGACUUUGGGGUCGGUUGCGAAUUCGACUAAACUUGAUUCCGCGUUGCUGCAGAGGUAUAAUCCUGGCGUGAAUUUUAAUCAAGGGAGUGGACUUGUUUUUAUUCCUGGCAAAGAUAAAAAUGGUAGCUAUGUGUUUUUGGAUACCAGUUCAGGAGGUUUGGCUUUCUCUCUUAUCAGAAAACUGGUUUUGAUGCAUGUGGUCAGUCUUGCGGGUGGGGCUAUUGCUGGAAUAGCUGUUGGAAUAGUUGUCCUUCUUUUAUUGGCAGCUGGUGUAUAUUUUGGAUACUUCCGAAAGAAGAAGAUACAGAAAGAGAACUCUCUUUCACGAGAUUCCACUUCACUUUUCCCUCAGGAUGGGAAGGAUGAAACUUCUCGUAAUGCUGUGAUCACCGGCAUAACAGUCGACAAAUCAGUUGAAUUCUCAUAUGAUGAACUGGCAGCUGCCUCAGAUAACUUUAGCAUGGCUAAUAAAAUUGGUCAAGGAGGUUUUGGCUCUGUCUACUAUGCAGAGCUGAGGGGAGAGAAAGCUGCAAUAAAAAAGAUGGAUAUGCAAGCAACAAAGGAAUUUCUUGCUGAAUUGAAUGUCCUGACACGCGUUCAUCAUCUUAACUUGGUGCGGUUGAUUGGAUAUAGUAUUGAGGGCUCUCUUUUCCUUGUCUAUGAAUACAUCGAGAAUGGAAACUUGAGUCAGCAUUUGCGUGGUUCAGGUAGAGAUCCACUGCCAUGGGCUACACGAGUGCAAAUUGCUUUGGAUUCUGCCAGAGGUCUUGAAUAUAUCCAUGAGCAUACAGUGCCCGUAUAUAUCCAUCGUGACAUAAAGCCAGCAAAUAUAUUGAUAGACAAAAACUUCCGGGGGAAGGUUGCUGAUUUUGGAUUGACCAAACUGACGGAAGUUGGAAGCUCAUCACUUCCCACUGGUCGUCUUGUCGGCACAUUUGGAUACAUGCCACCAGAGUAUGCUCAAUAUGGAGAUGUUUCUCCCAAAGUAGAUGUUUAUGCCUUCGGAGUUGUUCUUUAUGAAAUUAUUUCGGCAAAGGAGGCAAUCGUCAAGACCAGCGAAUCUGUUGCUGCAGACUCAAAGGGACUCGUAUCUAUGUUUGAAGGUGUUCUUAGUCAGCCCGAUCCUUCCGAAGAUCUUCGUAAAAUAGUGGAUCCAAGGCUUGGGGAUAACUACCCUGUAGAUUCAGUGCGCAAGAUGGCUCAACUAGCGAAAGCGUGUACACAGGAAAAUCCUCAACUGCGUCCGAGUAUGAGAUCCAUUGUGGUUGCUCUUAUGACACUUUCUUCAACUACGGACGAUUGGGAUAUUGGCUCCUUUUACGAAAAUCAAAAUCUUGUGAAUCUUAUGUCAGGAAGAUAGGAUUAAACGAACUCGUUGAUUUUGUAUGCACAAUGUUUGGAGUUAGAUUUCCGACAUUGCACCGAUUGUUGAAACAGAAGUGUUUAUAAAAUGGAUUUAGCAGAUAGGAAUUUGUACAUUGUAUAGCUGUAUUCAGUAGAAAGAGUGAAGGGAUCAACAAUUUUAUCAUUAUUUACCAUCAAUGUAAACAUGAUCUUAGGCAUUGAGACAUGCAUCUGUUUCUCUGCCCGGGUGCACUAAUCCAUGUAAGUUUGUCUAAUAAAUUAUUUUUAAGGCCUCUUGAGUUA